This is a messenger RNA of Vombatus ursinus (common wombat), 3220 nucleotides long. It is a transcript of the gene GLS2, whose product is annotated as glutaminase 2. Gene Ontology annotation, molecular function: glutaminase activity; protein binding. The coding region runs from base 1 to 1818 and encodes 605 amino acids. NCBI's taxonomy places the organism in Eukaryota, Metazoa, Chordata, Mammalia, Diprotodontia, Vombatidae. The record is from RefSeq and is a predicted model, not a curated record. Gene Ontology annotation, biological process: L-glutamine catabolic process. The transcript is spliced from 18 exons.
AUGCCCUUGCCUUGGGAUUUGGGGGUUUGGGUCCGGCCCACCUGGGCUAUCCUGCGGAGUCCUUCGGGACGAGGGUUGAGUCAUAUUGACCCUCCGGAAUGUAAGUUUGCAAGGUGCAAGAAACAGGAGAGGAAUUUAGAGAAUGUGUCUGAGAUCUCUGAUCUCUCCCCCUUAUCCAUACCCCCAAACAGUGAUGCAUCAGAGAGUGGCAUGCUGUCUCGCCUGGGUGACCUGCUCUUCUACACCAUUGCUGAAGGACAAGAAAGGAUCGCCCUCCAUAAGUUCACUGCUGCACUGAGAGCUACCGGACUGCAGACAUCAGAUCCCCGGCUCCGGGACUGUAUGAGCCAGAUGCGGAAGAUGGUUCAAGAAUCCAGCAGCGGGGGUCUCUUAGACCGUGAUCUUUUUAGAAAAUGUGUGAGCAGCAACAUUGUGCUCCUGACCCAGGCAUUCCGAAAGAAGUUUGUCAUUCCUGACUUUGAGGAGUUCACAGACCAUGUGGAUCGCAUCUUUGAGGAGACCAAAGAACGCACAGAAGGCAAGGUGGCAGCCUACAUUCCCCAACUAGCCAAGUCAGAUCCUGAUCUGUGGGGUGUCUCACUAUGCACAGUGGAUGGACAAAGGCACUCAGUAGGACAAACUAAGAUCCCCUUCUGUCUACAGUCCUGUGUGAAGCCCCUCACUUAUGCCAUCUCUGUCAGCAACCUGGGCACUGAGUAUGUGCAUAAAUAUGUGGGCAAAGAGCCCAGUGGUCUACGUUACAACAAGCUUUCCCUCAAUGAGGAAGGAAUCCCUCAUAAUCCAAUGGUAAAUGCUGGUGCCAUUGUUGUGAGUUCCCUGAUAAAGAUGGACUGCAAUAAAGCAGAGAAGUUUGAUUUUGUGUUGCAAUAUCUGAACAAAUUGGCGGGAAAUGAAUAUAUGGGUUUCAGCAAUGCUACGUUCCAGUCAGAAAAGGAAACUGGAGAUCGGAAUUAUGCCAUUGGCUAUUAUCUCAAGGAAAAAAAGUGUUUUCCUAAGGGAGUUGACAUGAUGGCUGCCUUGGACCUCUACUUCCAGCUGUGCUCAGUGGAAGUGACAUGUGAAUCGGGCAGCGUCAUGGCGGCCACACUCGCCAAUGGUGGAAUCUGCCCGAUCACGGGCGAGAGCGUGCUGAGUGCUGAAGCUGUUCGCAACACCCUCAGCCUCAUGCAUUCCUGCGGCAUGUAUGACUUCUCUGGACAGUUUGCCUUCCAUGUGGGCCUCCCAGCCAAGUCUGCAGUGUCAGGAGCCAUCUUGCUUGUGGUACCCAAUGUAAUGGGGUUGAUGUGCCUGUCACCUCCUCUGGACAAGGCGGGGAACAGCCUCAGGGGCAUCAGCUUCUGCCAGAAGCUGGUAUCUCUCUUCAACUUCCACAACUAUGACAAUUUGCGGCACUGCGCUAAGAAGCUGGACCCUCGACGUGAAGGAGGAGAAGUACGGAACAAGACUGUGGUGAACCUGCUCUUUGCUGCCUACAGUGGAGAUGUUUCAGCUCUUCGAAGGUUUGCCUUAUCAGCCAUGGACAUGGAACAGAAGGACUAUGACUCCCGCACAGCACUACAUGUUGCUGCAGCAGAAGGACACCUGGAGGUUGUCAAGUUCCUGGUGGAAGCCUGCAAAGUAAAUCCUUUUGUGAAGGACAGGUGGGGCAAUAUUCCCUUGAAUGAUGCUGUGCAGUUCAACCAUCUGGAAGUGGUCAAACUGCUGCAGGAUUACCAGGACUCCUAUACUUUGUCUGAAACUCAGGCUGAGGCAGCAGCUGAAGCCCUAUCUAAGGAAAACCUGGAGAGCAUGGUGUAAUGGGGGCUACCCCCUCCCUUAAACAAGAAUCAACAGGAAUGAAGUCUACCUGGCUUCAGUGAGGGAAGAGGGGAAGUCAGCUUAAUGUCUUAGACCAGAGCCUCUUUGAGGAGUAUUCAUAGUGACCCCAGCCCAUUCACCCCACCACCCCCAUCAUGAGCCAGAUCCCCCAUUACCUUUUCAGACAAAGCUCAGAGAGGGGUCCUAGUGGCCACUGCCAGGUUUUGAAUUGGGUUUUGACCAGAAGGUUUGAGUUUCUGCAUGGUGCAAGUACGUACUUUGACUCAAUUAGCAUCCCCAGAAAGUUUACCUAGGUUUCUUCUUAAAUACAGCCAGUUCUCAUUUAAGUAAGUGGACCUUUCCACAGACUCCCUCCUCCCUACAUCCCCCUUCCCUUGGAGCUCUUAGAGGCCUGCACCUCCCUACCCCACCCCUAGCCAGAGUGGCUUCAGUGCGUAGAGUGGAGGACCCCUAGCACACUCCCCUGCCACUGCUUGCUGGGAUCCUGAGCCACAGGGCUGGCAGGAGUCAAAUUUGCAUAAUGUGAGAACUGUCUGUAUUCUAUUUCUUCUCCCUGACUCCAUGGUUGAAGAAACAUAUUAAAGAAAGGAAGAGUGCACUGAUGAGGAGCCCUGGGUUGCUACACCUCUUAUAAGUAUAUACAGAGGAGAAAUGAGGAAAGCUGUGGAGCCUGGUUUGAAGGAGGCUGAAGUGUACUGUACCCCCUUCAAUCAGGAUAUAAUGCUGCUAAUAGUUCUUUUAUAGACAGAGAAAGUAUUUUGUGAUCAAAUAAAAUUUUAAUUAUACAAAUCAAUAUUUUUGUUAAACCCAGCCCUCUCCCUUUCUCCUUUGAUGAGGAGUGUUUAGCCACCACCACUACAGUAGGAGGGGCCAGAUGGUGUACAGAAUGUAUAUUUAUACAGUAAUAGCCACUACAUAUACUUCAAACUUUGCUUUAUAUGGGUUCUUAUUUCUUCUAGGGAAAAGGCAAAGAUCACUUCUAAUUAAGGGGUGAAGGGGACAAUGGGUCCAUGACCCAGAGAAUACUAUUUAUCAUAUUUGAUUAAAACUGAAAAUUUUCAAGUCUCUCUGCCGAACAUGAGUUAGGUGAAACCUCCUGCCCAGCAAUCCCUUUACAAAAUCCUCAAAGGAGGGAAUGUUUGUAAAGAUGGUACCCUCAAGAAUGCCAACUCCCAGUACCAAUGACCUAGUUAACCCCUAAGUUUUCUCCAUUGUCCUCCAUAAUUGUAACUGACUGACUGGGCAUCGGAAUCUGGACAGACAGAAAGACUCAUGGACGGGAACGGUUGCAGCUAUGUGGUUGUAUGGUUCUGAGAUUGUUGGGAUCAGGACGAUGUUCUCGGGCUACAGCACACUGAGUCAAUAAAGCACUUGUGAAUGA